Messenger RNA from Microthlaspi erraticum, 780 nucleotides. NCBI's taxonomy places the organism in Eukaryota, Viridiplantae, Streptophyta, Magnoliopsida, Brassicales, Brassicaceae. The record is from the annotation of a GenBank genome assembly.
AUGGGAAGGUCACCUUGCUGCGAGAAAGCUCACAUGAACAAAGGAGCUUGGACCAAAGAAGAAGAUCAGCUUCUCGUUGAUUACAUCCGCAAACACGGCGAAGGCUGCUGGCGAUCUCUCCCUCGCGCCGCCGGAUUGCAGAGAUGUGGUAAGAGUUGUAGAUUGAGGUGGAUGAAUUAUCUAAGACCAGAUCUCAAGAGAGGUAAUUUCACAGAAGACGAAGACGAACUCAUCAUCAAGCUCCAUAGCUUGCUCGGUAACAAAUGGUCGUUGAUUGCUGGGAGAUUACCAGGAAGAACAGACAACGAGAUCAAAAACUAUUGGAACACUCACAUCAAGAGGAAGCUUCUCAGCCGUGGGAUCGACCCAAACAACCACCGUCCGAUCAACGAAUCCACUCCUUCGAAAACGACGCCGUCUGUAGUGGAGGAGCCUGUGCAAUUCGAUUUCGCCGGACCGGAUCAACUGCGGACGAUUAAACCGGAACCGGUGUUAUUAAACCGGGAAGAGGGUGAUAAUAGCGGAACGACGUCGGAGAAGGAUAUACAGACUGACGACGAUUGGGUGCUCAAUUUGGAACUCUCUGUUGGACCAGCGAGGACGACUCGUAGUAAAGCGAAUCCUAACUCGGCCGAGUCGACUCGACGGUGGGGCUCAGAGCUGUCCGGAACUCAGGCUGUUGUGUGUUUGUGUUGUCGGAUAGGGUUUCAUAACGAGUCGUGUCGGAAUUGUCGGAUUUCCGAUGUUAGAACAACCAUUUGGGAGUCGAAAAUUCUUUAG